This is a messenger RNA of Trypanosoma cruzi, 960 nucleotides long. Its product is annotated as surface protease GP63, putative. Gene Ontology annotation, cellular component: membrane. Bases 1 to 960 code for a protein of 319 amino acids. Lineage: Eukaryota; Euglenozoa; Kinetoplastea; Trypanosomatida; Trypanosomatidae. The transcript has a single exon. Gene Ontology annotation, molecular function: metalloendopeptidase activity. The record is from RefSeq and is a predicted model, not a curated record. Gene Ontology annotation, biological process: proteolysis; cell adhesion.
AUGAAUUCAUCGAAUGGCAAUCGCCACUGUGAGGAUGACGUUGUAUCCUCUGAGAAUGGGAUCAUUCUCGAGAAUGAAGUUGUCCCUGCUGCUGUCCACCCGCAUGCGGACCGUAUGCUCGUGCAGCCACUGGAGGGUCCUUUGAUUGCACCCCCAUUUGCCACGGGCAGCGCCUGCAGUCGGUUCACGGUGCGUGCUGGGCAUUGUUCUACUGGUGUUGCCAAUGCUGACAUGGUGCUGUGCGUGGCUGCGGCGCUGUCGGUGGUGGUGCACUCGACGACUGCCGCGAUGGCUGCGAGGAAGCACCAAGACUGCGACGACAUUGAUGGCAUGGAGCUGCAGGAUGGCGAUGGGGACGGGAGGACGCUGGAGUCGCACUGGCCGCAGCACCACACGAAGGAUGAGUGGAUGGCAUCUAUUGGUUGUGCCGUCUACUGCACGGAGGUGACGCUGGCCGCAACGGCUGACCUGGGCUGCAUGAGGGUGAAGUGGGAGAUGGCGGAGCCGAUGCGUUGGUGGAGGAAUUCGAACUGUGCACUACUGCGGUGGAAGUGCUCCGCACUGAACAUGAGUGAAUAUUUCCGCAUUUUUUGCGAAGCGAGCAUUCCCGCCAGACGCUGCACGUCGGAUCGGUAUUCCAGUGGUUGGUGUGUAGACGGAGUAUCCAUGAAGGGUCAGCAAAACGCCCGAUGGAAAGUUGCUCCGUCAGUGGUCCCGCACUGGAUGUGGGGAUGCUGCCGCUGUUAUUUGGAGGGUAGAAUAUUUGUCUGCGAUGCCUGGGGACAAGCCCGCUUCGUGGUGUCUGGACACGCUUCCCACCAACACGACGGAUGCGAGGGACCCGGGAGACACAUACAUCUGAGUGCUGCCAUGCAUGCGGCAUUGCGGUGCCUCGGCAUGCAGGUGCAUCUGAGAGUGACUGAGAAGGGUAACGUCCGUUGUGUCCCAUGCACGGUCUGA